Sitodiplosis mosellana (orange wheat blossom midge) is the source of this 4570-nucleotide messenger RNA. RefSeq names its product lipid storage droplets surface-binding protein 2 (gene Lsd-2). Lineage: Eukaryota; Metazoa; Arthropoda; Insecta; Diptera; Cecidomyiidae. The record is from RefSeq and is a predicted model, not a curated record. The transcript is spliced from 5 exons. Gene Ontology annotation, biological process: positive regulation of triglyceride storage; lipid storage. The coding region runs from base 2105 to 3055 and encodes 316 amino acids. Gene Ontology annotation, cellular component: lipid droplet; cytosol.
GUCGUAAUUUAAAUGCAAAACCAAAAUGUGAAUAAAGGAAACUACUUGGAAAUAACAAACAAUUGGUGUGGCAAUCUCUUCCUGCUUCCAAUGCUGACAUUUCAAAACACCCUGACACGUGCAUCAUUAUACAAUUGCAUGUAGUAUAUUUUUCUCAUCGAACUGAGAUAGGAACCAAAUGCAGUCUUGCUUACACGAAUCCAUUUGAAUAUCGUACUCGCGAUAAGAACUGAACCCAUGAAACAUCGCACGUCGCGCAUCGCUUUCACACUUUCGCUGUGUGCCCGGUGUCCCAUGUUCAUUGCGCUGUUCAAAGUUCAUAUAUCAACAUACUACCGCUGGAAAUGAUAUCACACACACACCAAAAAUUGUUUUAUCAUCAAAACAACGUAUUUUUCAUCAGAAUGUGGGAAACAAACGAUGUGUAAAAUGAAACAUUUUUCUGAAGAACAAAAUGAUGCGUUCAUCACAGCCGACGAUAGCAAGAGUACGAAUGACGAAAGAAUUUUGAAAAAACGUCAUAUUUGGACUUUGCGCCCAAGCAAUUAAAGGCAAUUGCGUAUUUUGCUGAUAAUCAUCGAUUGUGAAAUACAAUAGAAAACCUAUUCAAUCAUGACAAGUAUUUAUCAAUCGACGUUCAGAUACACUUAUGUAUGUAACCUUCAAAUGACACCUGAAUUUAUCGUUGUGCCGGUAUUAACGCGAUGACAUUUCACGCAUAAACCGCAAAUGAAAUCAUCACUUUAUGUUCUAUCACCAACAAAAAAAAUCAAAUCGAAAGGAGUUUGAGAUUUGCCACUUGAUUGGAUGAACUACAUUUUCAAACGGAUUUCGGUCAAACAAAUGGUUCAUUGACAUUAUUCAUAAACAAAAAUAUGUUGAAAGCGAAAUUCGUCGAUCGAGCUGUUUCAAAAUCGGGUGGAUGCGUGUAAAUUGUUAGUUCUUUUUCUCUGUUGUUCGACACAUCAUCGUCAAAAAUCACAGAAUCAUGAAAUAGCAAAAUAUGAUCAAAAUUGCUCAUCGCAAUGUGUUAUCGCUCCGCGAGCGACUCAGCACCGCUGCGGCGGCAACACUCACAAUCAUCAGAUUAGCUAGAGAAUUGUGUACAAAGUUCACAUUCAACCGGAACAACAACAACAACAACAAGCGAUGGAAUCACAACUACAGACCUAUUUGCACCGAGAGCCUAAAUCAUGUUUCGAUUCUCGCAGACAACCGGCUACCGCUGUAUGUCUUGUUUUGCUUCGUUGUACACUUGAUUCCGUCUCGUUCGCUCGUCGUUUGCUUGAAACGCAGACACAUUGAGCACGCCGUUUGUUUAUGCGCUUUUGGACUCGACGCAACCAACGAGUCACUCACGCUCUCACACGAAAUUUCGUGCUCGGUGUUUCUUGUUCGUUUUUUUCAUUGGAAUUUCUAAACGAAUUUUACGUACAUAAUUCCAUGGUGCGCAUUUGCUUUUUUAAGCUUCUCUGUUAACGACCGAAACCGAUGCACAAAUACACACACACACACACGCACACACACACAAACCGAAGUGUCGUAUUCUCUCUGUUCAAUGUUCAAUGAUGUCUUUGUCGCCAGUUCACGCACAUACAAUGAGUCUCGAACGCACUCUCCAUCCCUCCUUCUCGCGCAUUCGAUCCAGCACCAUAAUCGGUGUGUGCUGUUUUGUUGUUUUCUUCUCUUCCAUCCUUGUCGAUCCCGCACGAUACGAUUCGUGUGGAAAUGAGUGUUUGUCGAUGCACACACGACGAUCGUUCGGUCGUCUCUGUUUUGCGCUCGCUGUAUGCGGCAAUAAAAUUGAUAAUGCCGAAACAGUCCACCAUCAUUUUGAGAACUGAAGUCGAACGAAACACAUGUGUUUCUUACCGUCUCAAUCAGCAUAUCGUGCGUGAACUCAUUUCAAUAUUUCCAUUGUACUAAGAAAACAUUCUUUUCGUUUCUUUACAACAUAACUGUCUUUUAUUGCACACGGUGAUUUAAUCAAUUGUCUUCGUUUGUUCGCACACACAGAUCUUUUUGUUCUGAAUUGUGAGAAAAUUGUUGUAGUUAUUUUUUUUGCGUUGUAAAAUUUAAAAUUCAAAUCAGAGAGAAAUUAAAAAUGGCUCUGGAGAAAAAUCAAAAUAAUUCAACCGCUGUGGAAUAUAACAACAUUGCAAACAGUGAUAGUGCAGCGCUUCUACCACAUUUGGAAUCGUUUGAGAAAAUGCUGAAGUUGCCUGUCCUCGGAGCCGCCUGGCAUCAAGGUCAAGAUGUGUAUGGCCGUGUUAAAGGCUAUAAUCCAAUUUUCAACUGGGCAUUCCGUACGGCUGAAGAUGCCGUUCAUUUGGCAGUGAACACAGCCGCUCCAAUCAUCUCGACAUUGGAUCGUCCCAUUCAGUUUGUUGAUCAAACGUUGUGCAGUGGAAUCGAUAAGCUUGAAGCGAAGGCACCAAUUAUCAAGGAGCAACCACAGGAGAUUUAUCAACAAGCCAGAAAUAAGGUGGUCGAUGCCGUGCAACCGACAUUGAAUCGUGUGUGCUCAAUGCGUGCGGCCGGUCAACAGAAAGCCCAUUCACUCAAGGAUCUAUCGUGGCAAAAGGCAAACGAAGUGUUGGCCACACAAUACGGCAGCAUGGCUGUGUCAGGACUCGACACCACAUCAGCAUUGGCCGAACGCCUGCUCGACUACUACUUCCCGAAAAAUGAAAAUGAUGCCGCCGAAGAUGACAACACACCAAUCGAUGCAAACGCCGAUCCAGUGCUUCAUACAUGCCAAACUGUCGGACGUUUAUCGAAUAAAGUGGCUCGUCGCGUCUAUCGCACCGUAUCACGUCAAGUAAAAAUGUUGAAAAAAGAAGAUGUACAGGAAUAUGUAGCGUCAUUAAUAGCUGUAUUGCGACUAACCCAAUAUUUAAAUUUCAUCAAUGAACGAGUUCAGGCGGGUCAAUCGACAAUAGCCAUUGACAGCGAGAACGAACGAAAUGAACAGCUCAACAAACAACAGCCACCACAACAACAGCAGCAGCCGCAACCGAACGGCUUUUCUCAGCCACAAAACAAUGAACAAUGAGCGUUUUCAAUAAUUAAAUAAUUUUUUUGUAGCUUAAUUUUCGAUUUCGAUUCAUGAAACAUACAAAAAAACACACACACACAUCUAAGAUACAAACAACAGUGAUUCAAGUCAAAAAAAAAAUACGGUCGAAUGAAAGAAACAUAAGGAAAAGAAACACAACUAAAAGAAUUAAAAGCAAAAGAACACGAAAAAGAGCAAUCGAAAACGAAAUCAAACACCGAAAAAAAACGGGAAAAAAGGAAGAAGAAAGACAAUAGCAAUAUGAAAAUAUUACGAGUACUAUUUUUUCUGUUGUUGUAAUUCAAAGUUUCACAAUUGAAGUGCAAAUAACAACACUCACACAUGAAAUGAUUUUUUUGCCAUCGAAGUUUGUGAUCGAAAUAUUGUGUCGUCGGCAACACAUUUGUUUUUCUUUUUUAUCGUACGUGUGUGAGAAAGCGAUCUACACCGCAGGCAAAUUGUAAGUUAUAAUAAAUGCUAUUUAUUAUUUAUAAAUUGCUCACACUCGAAAUGUCGCAUAGGACUGGACUCAAGUCACUGGAGAAAAGGAAAAUUUACUCCACGGUAUAGUUUGAUUAGGAUUGCAUUAGUGAUAGAUCGUCAUUCGACUUGUUCGCAGAAUUGUUGAAUCAUCUACCGAUUGCGUACCGCACCGGUGGCGGCAUUUCGAACGAUAAUGAAAGUGAAACCACAAACACACACACACACAAUGUCGCAAAGCGUUAAAAAAAAUCUCCAUUACGGCCAAGGAAACAGAAGAGGAAACAAAAACGUAUCCAUAAAAUCACUUGAUCUUCAAAAGAAACUGAUAAAUUUUAAUUCUAUUCCAUCGUUAUUCAAUAGAAUCCUAAAUUAUUUAUCGGCUUUUCCAUUUGCUAUAUUUGUUCAUCAAUUCCGUUUGUUUCAUUCGUUCUCGUUUUGUAUUGUCAAUGCACAAAUCAUCGUUUUCGUCGUGAUUGAAAGCUCUCUUUUUUUCGUUGUUUUUUCUUCCAUCGUUGUGCGAGUGGUACGUUGCAAAUUCCUGAGGUACUGAUUUAUUUACAUAAAUUCGUUCGAUAUUUUCCAUAUAAACACAAUUCUAGCAAUGCAACGCAUUCAUAACAUGUAGCAAGUAAAUUUAGUUUAGCUAGAACUCUAGAUGAAAUUAUUUGAAAAUUGUACCAAAUGCCAUUUUGUAUGCAAAACGAGUUUCUUCUUAAAAAAAAAACUAGAGAGAAAAAAAUCAUUACGGCUAAUCCACAUCCAGUUCAAACAGAGCCGAACAAGAAUAAUCAUAUACGAAAAUGUGUCGAAACAAAUUUGUUUUUUUUAUACUGCAUCUCUGAAGAGAUUAUUAUAAAUUGUCAGUCUAGAUUUAUUGAAAUUACAAAUUAUUUUGUUCUAGAAAAUAAACGAGAAACGAAAAAAAAAAUAUACACGUUUAUACCAAUUAAUAGAAUUAGGCAUUAAUUUAUAGUUACAAUUUACGUUAAAAAAAAUGAUUUCAAUAAAAAUCGAAAUGCAAUUGAAAAA